AUGAUUAUCAUACUUGAAGAAAAUCCUUCAGCACCUAAUGAAAAAGAUACUGCCUUUUUACGUGAAUUACAAAGAAAAGUACGCAAUCCGAAUGAAAUUGAACCUUUAAAAAGUUUACCAUUCCCUCCAAAAUUUGAUGAACAUGUUUUUUUUAAAAGAAAAGGAAAAAUUAAUAAAAUAAAAACAAAAGCUGCAAAUG
This is a messenger RNA of Dentiscutata heterogama, 199 nucleotides long. The record is from the annotation of a GenBank genome assembly. Lineage: Eukaryota; Fungi; Glomeromycota; Glomeromycetes; Diversisporales; Gigasporaceae.